Cuscuta campestris is the source of this 1206-nucleotide messenger RNA. NCBI's taxonomy places the organism in Eukaryota, Viridiplantae, Streptophyta, Magnoliopsida, Solanales, Convolvulaceae. The record is from the annotation of a GenBank genome assembly.
CCUACAGGCUACAAUCCUAAUCGAAUAAGUGAAAGAUUUUGGUCAUCGUGAGUGGACUGCGUGAGCCGUCCAAAUUUGUACUCUCCCGUUCCACGGGGCUGUCCAUGCUCAUCACCUGUUCGACGAAAUUCGUUUAACAGUUCCACUACCUCUCUCGUCUAAUCGUCUCUGUUUCCGGAUUGCCGCCGCGUGCCGCACAUCCACCGGCAAUGUCGAACGCCGUUAUAAUCCCGAGCGACACCUUCAAGCUAGGCUUCAUCGGAGCCGGAAAGUUGGCCGAGAGCAUUGCGAGAGGCGUUGUAAAGUCGGGUGUGCUGCCGCCUUCUCGUAUUCGGACGGCCCACGGCGGCGCUGCUCGCCGCACCGCCUUCGAGUCAUUUGGCGUCACUGUCUACGACCACAACAAUCAGGUUGUUGAAGAUAGUGAUGUGAUCAUAUUCUCCGUGAAGCCGCAAGUCGUAAAAAAUGUGCUAUUACAACUGAAGCCCAUUCUUACCGAGAAACACCUACUGGUGUCAGUUGCUGCAGGUGUCAAAUUAAAAGACUUGCAGGAUUGGGCAGGUAAUAAUAGAUUUAUUAGAGUGAUGCCAAACACUCCAGCAGCUGUUGGUGAGGCAGCUUCUGUCAUAAGCUUGGGGAGUGCGGCAACAAAAGAAGACGGAGAACUGAUUUCAUUGCUGUUUGGAUCUAUUGGGAAAGUCUGGAAAGCAGAUGAGAAAUUGUUUGAUGCAGUCACAGGUCUAAGUGGAAGUGGACCAGCAUACGUAUAUUUAGCCAUAGAGGCAUUGGCUGAUGGAGGGGUGGCUGCUGGGCUUCCUAGAGAUCUCGCGCUCGGUCUUGCUUCUCAAACCGUACUGGGGGCAGCAACCAUGGUGAGCAAUGCAGGAAAGCACCCUGGUCAGCUUAAAGAUGAUGUGGCCUCAGCUGGUGGAACCACCAUUGCUGGGAUUCAUGAGCUGGAGAAGGCCGGGUUUCGUGGGGUGUUGAUGAAUGCUGUUUUAGCUGCAGCCAAACGCAGCCGAGAUCUCUCCCAGAACUAAAUCUCAUUUUUUCCCUAAUUUAUCAGAUCACUCUUUGUUCUUGCUGACCUAAUUGUCUUUCAUUCUAGGCUGCUAGUUUUUUCCCUGUAGAACAAUGGGUUUCCAUUUUCGUGCUCUUGGGUAGGUUCAAAUAAGGCAUAAUACCAAAAACCAGAUUUUCAAUUUU